GGAGGAGGAGGCGGCCUCUGAGGGGUCGCAUCGGCCGGCUGGGUGCUCCCCACAGCCGCGGCCCGGCCCGCGUCCUCCGGCCGUUGUGGGCUCGGGCUUUGUAGCCGGAACGGCCGGGGCCGGUUUGGGGUCCUUGUAACUGAACACAAACGGACCAUGCCUCCUCCAGAAACCAUGUUUUGUGCUCAGCAGAUCAAAAUCCCCCCUGAGCUACCUGAUAUUCUGAAGCAAUUUACUAAAGCUGCUAUUAGGACUCAACCUCAUGAUGUUUUGCAGUGGGCAGCUGCGUAUUUCUCAGCGCUGUCAAAAGGCGAGCCCCUUCCUGUGAAGGAGAGGAUUGAAAUGCCUUUAGCAGCAGAGAAAACAGAUGCUGGUUUGACCCCAGGACUCCUUAAAGUCUUGCACAAACAGCUUUCUCCCAAAGGCAUGGUGAAUGUUGCAGAACUGAAGGAAAAAUGGAAGCACUUGUGCUUGCCAGAGGAGCAGCUGAAAGCCAUCCUGCAGCUGGGCAACUUUGGCAAGGAGGUGGAAUGGAUGAAGGUUCUGGCACUUGGGUGCAGCGUGCUCGGCGGGUCCUUACUGAGUUCAAUGAAACAUGCCUGCGAAAUCUUAACAAGGGACCCAGAAGGUGGAGCGGCUCGCGUUCCCUUCGAAACGUUCUCGUUCCUUUACUCGUAUUUGGCCAGUAUCGAUGGAGAGAUACCAGAGGAGAAAACUGAAGCGUUCCUCCAUGGAAUUAAAGAACAAGCUGACCAACAAACCGGCAUGGUGCUGCUUAGAAACUUUCUGACCCAGCCCUCAAGACUGUUUUGAUCAAGCCUACUCUUCAGCACCAGGUGAGAGGAAAAAACCCAAACAAAUAAAUACAGGCAAGAAAAUAAUUUGUGUUCAAAGGACUGAUACUUGCACAUUACAAUACAAGAAGAUCCUCUUCUCUGGCACUGCUUUAUCCCACUCCUGCAAUCGCCCUUCAGUGGAUGUUAAUUGAAUACGUGGUUAUACUGUUCUCCUGUCUCCCAAAUACUGAUGCUCACACCUAGGGUGUGAUACCUUCUACUCGGUAUAAACGGG
Molecule: messenger RNA, 1071 nt
Organism: Harpia harpyja (harpy eagle)
Lineage: Eukaryota; Metazoa; Chordata; Aves; Accipitriformes; Accipitridae
Gene: ROPN1L
Product: rhophilin associated tail protein 1 like
Exons: 6
Coding region: 157-813 (218 amino acids)
Source: RefSeq, a predicted model, not a curated record